CGGAGGCGAAGCGAUUCCCCAACAAGAGGAAAGGCGAGGAAUGACGUCAUGCGGAGGGAUCCCUCUGAUAUCUGCUUCCGGUGAAAAAAUCGUAUAAAAUGAAUCGUUGUUGUGAGAUUGUCACAAGCUACCCGUUGCUCCUGAUAACCAGAGUUAAAGAAGACUUCGCUGUUUAAAAGUUGUUAAAAAAUAAGAAAGAAAAAACUAAAAAUGUCGGGUCAAAGGAAGUUCUUCGUGAUCGGGAACUGGAAGAUGAACGUAGACAAAGCCCGGAUCGACCACAUUGUCAAGUUCAUGUCGGCGGCCUCGUUGGACCCGAACACAGAGGCCGUGGUUGGCUGCCCUUCCUGCUACCUGUCGUACGCCCGCCAGAGACUCCCUGACGAGAUCGCUGUUGCCGCACAGAACUGUUACAAGGUCGCUCGUGGUAACUUCAGCGGCGAGAUUUCUCCCGCCAUGAUCCUGGACUCCGGCUGCGAGUGGGUCAUCCUGGGUCACCCUGAGCGAAGGACCAUCUUCAAGGAGUCCGACCAACUCAUCGCCGAGAAGGUCGCACACGCGCAGCAGGCUGGCAUCAAGAUAAUCGCGUGUUUGUGCGAGACGUCGGAGGAUCGCGAGAAGGGUCGCACGGAGGAUGUCCUGUUGGGCCAGAUGAAGUCCCUCGCCGCCAGCAUCAGCGACUGGUCUGGUGUGGUGAUCGCCUUCGAGGCUCUGUGGGCCAGUAAUACCGGCGUCCUGGCCACAGCUGCACAGGUGCAGGAGGCCUUGGCCAACAUUCGAGAGUGGCUGCGUGCCAACGUGAGCGAGAAGGUGGCCAACAGCACCAGAAUCAUCUACGCAGGUUCCGUUUCGUCGAGCAACUGUCGAGAGUUGGCUCAGCUGGAGGACCUGGACGGCUUCCUGGUGGGGAGCGCGGCCCUCAGACCCGACAUCAUCGACAUCAUCAACGCUCGACGACCCGACGUGUCCAGCCUCAUCGCGCACUUCGACCGACCCAGCGGCCGACGCGCCUGACGCGGACGCCAAUCACUCUUAAUUUACGUAAUUUUAUGGAUCUAUUUAUUGUCAUAAAUAUAACAUAUGUUUCUGUUUUCAUCGACUAA
Penaeus chinensis is the source of this 1103-nucleotide messenger RNA. Its product is annotated as triosephosphate isomerase-like. NCBI's taxonomy places the organism in Eukaryota, Metazoa, Arthropoda, Malacostraca, Decapoda, Penaeidae. Gene Ontology annotation, cellular component: cytosol. The transcript has 4 exons. The coding region runs from base 211 to 1014 and encodes 267 amino acids. Gene Ontology annotation, biological process: gluconeogenesis; glycerol catabolic process; glyceraldehyde-3-phosphate biosynthetic process. The record is from RefSeq and is a predicted model, not a curated record. Gene Ontology annotation, molecular function: triose-phosphate isomerase activity.